GCGGAGCACGGAUCGUUCCCGCCAUGUCUGCCGCUCCUAUUCCCCCGCAGUAAACGGCAUCACUGAACCGCCUUAGGCGCCUCUUGUCGUCUCGCAAUCGAUCCGUUCCAUACCUCUCUUUAACGCAUUUCGCGGCUCCCCCGCGCCUUUUUCCUUGCGCACGCGUCGGCCAUCGGGACCUUCGAGGCGUCCUCGACUUCACAAGAAGCCCGCUCAGCGCGCGCCUGCCUGCCCGUCUACCUGGCUCGUUCGCGUUCCCGCCAAGCGCUGGUCGUUGCGUCGCUGCGUCGCUGCGUCGCUUCCAGCCAGCUGCGCUGGCCUCGUGGAACAGCGGACCAGUCCGUGAUCAUUUGUGAAGGAAGUCAAGUUGUGCCUAAGAUUGGUCGCGGCCGCCGCAUUCGGGACUGAAAUCGUCGCGCAAACGCGGUGUGAAAGCGCGCAUCGCAUUGAGGAGUGAGUGUCGCGCGCCGUCCGCGCAGCAGCAGCAUCGACGACUCCGACUCCCCGCCUAUUUCUGCCUCUCGGCAUUUGUCGCGGUGCGCCGUCGUCGCUAUUGCAGCAGCCGCCCAGCCGCCGAGGAAAAGCACGUCGCUGGAGUCGACUCUUUCGUCGCUUGCGCGCUUCUUCUUCCCAAUUCCGCGCCGGAAACGUCGCGCUUUGCCGCUUAAUUGCGCGACAUUGCGGAGCGGUAUUGCGCGAUUUGCGGACGAACGGACGGACGGCGCCGAAUUUCCGCCACCCCUUCGCCUUGUGGGGUCUGCUCGCUAGCUCUGGGCCAAGGUCCAGUUUUCACGCGCCCUCUACUCGGGUCAACCCACGUCGCCUCAAUCAUCGUAGCACCGCGAUCAAACGACCAUUACCUGCCACGAUCGCUCCGACCGCUCCGAUCGCACUCACGCACGCGUCCCGUCCCGUUUCGUCCCGUCCCGCCGCGUGCCGACAUGGCGAAGACGCUGCCACGUGUCAACCUGGCGGAGGUGCAGCACGCGCUCUGCAUGGCGGUGGGGCCGAUGCGCGAGGCGCAGUACCUGGAGCUGUUGCGCGAGUACCUCAACAUGCGCCUGUCGAAGCGCGAGCUCGACCGCCUCGUCCCCGCAACUCUCGGCUCCGAGAACGUCUUCCUGCACAACUCGUUCGUCCGCGCCGUCUUCGCUUCCGCCUGCGCCAGCGACGCCCCGCCCCCAAACGCCACGCGCGCGGACGCCGCCGCCGCGAAUGCCGCCAGCGCCUGGGCUGCGGGGAUGGCGGAGCAGGCGGAAGGCGCCGGCGGCGGAGGCGGUGCAGGCGCUGGCGGGAUGGGCAGUGGCGGGUUUGAGGGCGCUCUUCCGCCGCUGGCGGGUUUUGACCCGUCGUCCUCACCAUUCGCGCAAGACGCGGCGGGUAUGCAGCAGGAGAACGGAUACGAGACACCCGCGCAGCCUUCCCCCAAGCGUCAGCGGAGUCUUGCAGCGCGGGAUCGGAAACAAGCCGCCGCCGCUGCUGCUGCAGCAGCCGCCGCCGCCGCCGCCGCCGCUACCCCUGGCGCUGGUGGCGCUGGUGGCGCCGAUUCGAGCGCAGCAGGAUCCGACGGUGGUCUUAGAAAGAGAAUUUACGGACGGACGUCGGAUGGGAGCAUUCCCGCGAGCCCUGCUGCUGCUGCAGCUGCUGCUGACGAUGCUUCUUUUAACGAGUAUAUCGACCCUUCCUCGCCGGCCGCUCUGGCUGCAGCCGCUGCUGGCGCGGGAGCGGCGUCGGCGCCGCCUGCGGGAAUGGCUGGCGCGCGCAUGGCUUCCGCGGAUGCGCGCAUCAACGGCGCAGGCGGGGAUGCGCACGAGGGGGCUGCGGAUGUGUCUGGACGCCCCUGGAAACGACUCAAGGGGGGGCGCGCGGGAGCUGGCGGAAGAUCCGCGCGUCUAGACGGGGCGGGCGGGGAGAGCAACAGGGGAGAAGGGAUGGAGGAGGGGGACUGGGCUCUGCCCGCGGACGGGGAAGGGGACUGGGGCGGCGGAGCAUCAGGCGGGGCUGCGGGAUUGUGGCCUGUGCGGGGGGAGCAACAGGGGGAACAACCGGGGGAUCGGCGUGCAAUGGCGGGCGGAAAGAGCAAGCCGCCCCCCCCGCCACCGUCAGUGGUGGUUCCGCCGCCCCCUGUGUGCUUGGCCCAAGCCUGGAUGGGGGAAGAGCAGGCGGAGCUGCUAGGGAUACCCGUGGGUCGGGGAUGGGGCGCAGGUGGCGCAGGUGGCGCAGGAAUGGCGGGGGAUGGGGUGAAGCGAGAGGUGGGCGAGGGGGGGGAGUGGGAGGAGACACACUGCAGAGGCGAGGAGGAGGCGGAGGGAGAGGACGGGAAAGGGACACCAGCAGGAGCAGCAGCAGCGGCAGCAGCAGCAGCAGCAGCAGCAGCAGCAGCAGCAGCAGGGAGCAUGGGAGGAGCGCCAGAGAUCAGCCGAGAGACGGAGGCAAGGCAGAAAGCGGCGAUGGACGCGUUUCUAUCCGUGCCUCUGUCCGCGCCGCUGGGAAUACCCUUCCUCGCCUCCAGCAGGGGGGGAGCCGCCGUGCCUGUGGCCCCCCGCCCCCCUCCCGGCAUGCCCCUCACUCACACGCUGCUCGGCUGCCCCUUAGACUCCGCCAAUUGGCCUCUUCGCCAAUCCGCCGCUGCUGCUGCUGCUGGCGGUGGUGGUGCAGUUGCAGAGUCUCUCGCGUCACAUUUGGGAGGUGGAGAAGGGGGAGGGGGGAGGAAAGGCGGACGGGGGAGGGGUACUGGAGGGAGAGGAUCGGGGGGUUGUUUGCCAACGAGUGAGGCGCUGCAGGUGCGGAUGCGGCAGGUGGCGAUGAGGGAGGGCGGGCUGGCGGGAGGAGUGAGCGCAGAGGCAGCAGAGGUGGUGCAAGCGGCUCUAGCGCUGCACCUCACGAACAUUAUUCGGUCGUGCGCUGCUGUCGGCCGCUCGGCGGCUGCUGCUGCUGCUGCCAUUGCUGCUGGCACCUGCAGCAGCAGCAGGGGCGGGGUAGGAGUGGGGAGGGGGAAGAGCGGUGGGGAGAUGCUGCCCCCGCCGCCUCUGGCUCUGCUUGCACGCACCAAUGCGGCCGCUGGUGGUGCGGUGGAUAGGAGAGGAGUGGGUGGAGGGGAGGAGGGGGGAGGGGGAGGAGGAGGAAUGGGGCGAGCGAGGGAGGGAGGAGAGGCGAAUGUGGGGAUCGGGCUCUCGAGUUUACAUCUGGGGGAUCUGUCUGGAGUGAACCCUACCUCCUUCGGGUAUGGCCCUCUCGGCCCCCCUGCGCCCCUGCUUUUUUCCUCACCCUCCCUCUGCCCCCUGGGGCUGGCGAUGCUAGGGAGAAGCGCGGUAGACAGUGGGGUAUUGGGGGCAAGUAUGGGGAUGCGGCACGAGGGGAAAGGGAGGGGGGCGCGGAGGGGGCUGCAAAGAGAGAGGUAUUCGGGAGUGGGGGGGUGGGAGGCGGAAGUGGAGGAGGAGGAGGAGGAGGAGGAGGAGGAAGAAGAAGAAGAGGAAGAUGAUUGUGGUGGUGAUGGGGUGGAGGGGGAGGGGGAGCAGGAGGUAUCAGAAGAGGAGGAGGAGGAUGAGGAGGAGGAUGAAGGAGAGGAGGAAGAGGAUGAGGAGGACGCAGAGGGGGGAGCGGUGCGGAGGGGAGAGGAGGAGGACGAGGAGGAUGAGGAGGAGGAGGAUGGGGAGGAGGAAGAGGAGGAGGAGGGGGAGGAGGAGGAGGGGGAAGAGGAGGAGGGAGAAGAAGGGGAUGAGGAGGAGGAUGCAGAAGAUGACGAGGAGGAGGAGAGAGCAGGAGGGGAGGAUGGAGAAAGAGAUCAGCAUGGGGGUUCGAUGGCUGGCUGGCAGCAGCAGAACCAGCAGUCGUGGCAGCAGCUGCAGUGGCAGCAAGUGCAGGGGAAAGGGCGGACAGGAGUCGGUAUGGAUGGUGCACAUAUGAACCAGCAGCAGCAGCAGCAGCAGAAUGGGAACUUGCAUGGAUUCACAGGGCAGGCUCAGGCACAGCUUCAGUUUCAGCAGCAGCAGCAGCAGCAGCAGCAGGGUUGGAAACAGGACCAAUGGCCCCACAAUCUACCUCAGAGUCUCGCCGAACUAGAGCAGCAGCAACGGCGCCAGCAGCAACAGCACCAGCAGCAGCACCAGCAGAAGCGGCGGCGGCAGCGGCAUCUAGUGGGCACAAAAGGACUGGGCAGUUGCAGCAGCGGAGGUGGCGGCGAUGGCGGCGGCGGCAGGAGCAGGGGCAGCAGCAGGCCUCCGAAGGUGACGGUGUCAGUCGAGCUGCUGCUGCUGGCGUUGGAGGUGGCGCCAGAGGUGUUUGGCAGCGGCAGUGAGAGAGACCUCAUCAAGGACCGCCUCCUCUGCCUCCUGCAAUGAACUCGCCUUGUUGCUUUGCUGCUGUUCCAGUUCUUGGGAUCCUCCCUUCCCAGCUGCAUCGCCUCCUGAGAAGCAGGGAGGUGGUGGGUGGAGUUCAGCCUUCUUCCUCGGCUCACACAUGAGUUGGAGUCAGCUCACCUCCCCUUCUCCCAUCACGACUUCUAUCUAUCGAUCGAUGGAUCGAUCCAUCCAUCCAUCUGUCCCUUCUCUGACUACCCCAGGUCUACCAUUCGACCAUCUUCCAUCUCGCCCUUCCUCGCCUUUCCUCCCUGUCAGUCUCGCCUCGCCCCUGACCCCUCUGCACAAGAGGCUUCGCUUCGCACCUCCGCAGAAUACGCAGCCACGCGACGCGACCCUUACCGCAUUGCUCUCCCUUCGCUUGAUGCCGCAUCAGGGUCGGGUGACGGGUCUGGUUGGAUUGGAGGCAAGUUCAUACUGGUAGGCUGUAGCAGCAGCAUCCGGCCAAACCGAAACUUACCACACCGACCCACCCACCCAGCCCGAGGCACAAGUUCAUUCCAGGAUAUAUGUCGCCAAUUCUACUGUACUGGUAGUGUAGUGCCGAUACGGUUACCUACCGUAUCUCCUUCCACCCCACAGGCUCUCUCUAGCAGCGGUGGUGCUGCUGCUCCUGCUCAUUGUUCCUCGCGAUAGUCAUCCUCGUUGAGAUUUGCGGUUACGGUAGAAGUACGGUAUCAUGCUUGCUCUUGCUUGCAGUCUCUGUGUUGUCUCCCAUUGCAUUGUCUAGUGUAUGGUAAAUGUCUGUCAA
Molecule: messenger RNA, 5109 nt
Organism: Closterium sp. NIES-67
Lineage: Eukaryota; Viridiplantae; Streptophyta; Zygnematophyceae; Desmidiales; Closteriaceae
Source: the annotation of a GenBank genome assembly